AAGUCGAUGAGUUGGCUUCGUCACUGUUGUUUUUCAUCAAUUAAAGGCUGACACUGACCGACUGACUCACCUGGAUUUUGGGCCAAAAGUGGCCAGAAAAACGUGCAAAACGCUGUUCGUAAACAAAACGUGUCCAUGUCCUGGAAGAUUCAUCACUCUCUCAUCCUCUCUCACUCUCCGUCACUCACUUUCUCUCUGGAAACUGCGUCAGGCACACACGCAGCUUCCACGACGGUUGCGUGGGAAAUUGUCGAAGCCACUUUGCGACAUUCCCCGUUCUGCGUUGGCCCAAGGUGCACGUGGGGCCGACGACUCUCCGCUUCCGGACCCAUUGCCGAAAAUACAUUCUUCAAGAGAAAUAUACCAAACCAAAGCUUGUAAUCAGCCAACUAAUUUUCCUCCUAAUUCAGUGCGUGUCGAGAAUGCAAAAUUGAUUGCAGCUCCUCGGCAGCAGGACUCAGAGAAACAGUAUGCGAAGAAAAAAGAAAAGUGAAAGUGAAAUGAAAGCUAAUCUGAACCAAAGUCGACUCUAAGCACGGGCCACAAAGUCCCCAAGAGCCGUGCAAAAUGCUCGUAGCGGUUCCGUGUUGCCUGUGUCCAUGUUGUGAUUACAUAAUGAGACGCUGCUAGAAAGUUCAACCCAAACGGAGAAGUCCCAGUCGCCGUCGCCGUCGCAGUCGCAAAGAAAGAAAGUGCCAAGUGUAAGCAAAACCCAGCAAGUAAUAAAUAUCUCAACUCGCCACCAAGUAUCUCUGCCGGAGCAGCCGAAGCAGAAGUAGUAGCAGAAGCAAAUAAGCAAUAGUCGAAGGACCUCAAGGAGCGAAAGGAUGCCCUUCGGUAGAAAGUCACCGCUGGAGGCUCUGGCCCUGCCCGGCGUGAUGCUCGCCUACAAGUACAGCCAGUUCCGGCAGCGCCGACGGGAGGCAGCCAGCCGACGGGUCACCGAGCGCGAACUCUCCGCCCUCCAUCAUAAAAUUGACAAAUUGCUGAGCAAACUGGAGGAGGAAAACGAACCAGACCCUCCCACUUCUCAGGAGGAUGAGUGCGUGAUCUGCAUUAAUGCCCGGGCCACCAUGCAAACAUCGCCUUGUGGCCACCGCGUCGUCUGCCGUCGCUGCUUUGUGAAGACGAUCCAGAGCGCGGUGGCCCAGCGCCUACUGCCACUACGCUGUGUCAUCUGUCGGGCUCGGGUCAACCGGCUGACCUCCUCCUCAGGCACCUGGCGCAUCCAGGAGUCGGCCAGCAGCUACUCCAUGGGCGCCAAGAGCUGGGCCUCUGCCGGAGUGGCCGCCGGCGGAGUGGUGCCAUCGGCCAGCUCCUAUUCCAUGAACGAUGCGCACAGUGGGCACCACACCUUCCAUCAGCCGACGCUGCACAAGUCAGCGGGUGGCGGAGGUGGAGGUGGGGGAGGAGGGCGGCAUCAUCCGCAUCACUAUGCCCUCAGGAAUGGUCGAGUCACCCAAUCGGAUAGCCUCUACUCGAUGAGCUCGACGGGAUCGGCGGGCUCCUCGGUAUCGGGCUACUCACACUACUCCAAGACGUCUUCCAUAUCGAGCAGCGGACCCUGCUCACCGGCCUCGCCGGCUGUGGCUUCCAGCUCCUCCCAUCACCUGGCACCCCCGUCGCCCACCACUCACCAUCAUCCGCAUUCGCCCACGCCCUCGGCUUCCUCGGGCAGUUCCCUGUCACCACGGGAAAACGGAGGCUCUCACUCGCAUCACGGUGGCUGUCCCAGUGGUUGCUCUGGCGCCGUUCCCAGAAAACCGCUUCACUCACUCACCAACUCCGCCUCCACAUCCGCAUCAGCUUCUGCCUCAUCCUCCAGUGGCAGUGGCAGCAGCAGUGGAGGCGGAGGUGGAGGAGUUUGUGUGACAGGAAGUGGUAUGAUGACGCCCACGCACACUUAUCCAGGAAGGCGCCACGUCAAGAACCGGCUGAUGGACAUUCACAAUCGCCUGCCACCCAUCAAGGAGUUCCGUAGUCCGGCCAAAGUGCCGCAUCCCUCUCCCGUGCAUGUCAGCAAUCCUAGAUUUCGUUACUCCACCUACACGAAGUCCAGUGCCCACGAACUGGCUCCUCUGCUGAGGGAGUCUGGAUCACCGCCGCCGCCACGUCGUCCCAGUCCCAUGAACAUCCAGCUAAGUUGCUCUGCCCUGGCCCCGCCCCCUUUAAAGGCGGGCGGGGCAAAGAUCUGUCCGGUGACCUCAAAGAAUUCGCUGCCUAAAAAUGCCUACACAAUGCCCAAGGAUAAAAAGUUAUCUGGAUCAUCCGGAGCCAUGGGUAAGACUGGUGGCACUGCCGGAAAAGGUAAUCCUCCAGGAGCUGGCGGUCCUCGAGCAUCGACGGGAAGCGCGGCCACCACUGCCGGGUCGAGUGGAUCAGGAUCUGGAUCGGGAUCGGGCUCAGGAACAGCCAGUCAUCUGAAGCCCACAUCAAGCUCUUCCAGUCGCAGUUUUCCGCUUUUCUCCGCCGGCAGUAAUCAGAGAGAGAAGGCUGACAAUAAGAAGAACGAAUCCGUUGAGCGGAAAAAGAAGGAGGAGAAGCUCAAGCUGAAGGCCGAGAAGGAAGCCAGAAAGGAAGAGAAGCGACUGGCCAAGGAGGAGGAGCGUCUGGCCAAGCUGCAUGCCAAGGAGGAGAAGAAACGCGGCAAAAAGGAGGCCAAGGAGCUGCUGUUGGCCAACGACGGCAACAGCAAGAAGUGAAAGUGAAGUCGAGAAACCCAAUUAGCCAGCAAAAAUGCAUAUUUAAAGUUGCAAUUCUAGGAGUAAGCCCAUCACCCAGUUACCGUACUAUAUCAAUUCAGAUCGUAUCGGAUCAAAUCAGAUCAACAUCACCCAAAGCCCCACACAUUCCCAUAAAAGAACGAGCUUGAUUUAGGGAUAAUAUUUUGUCAGUUAGCCGUUAAAUCAUUUUGGACAGUUUCGGACCAAAUAUUGGUUAUAUUAUUUAAUUUUUAAGCGAGAAUGGAUUACUUUUUUCAGACUAUUUUAACUUUUAAGUGGCCUAUUGAAAAUACUCGAAAGAAAACGAUGCCAAACCUUUGUAUGAAUGAUAAACUUUUUGGCAGGAGCUAUUCUAACUAUUGUUUUUCGGCUUUUAUUUCACGUUAGGUCUUAUUU
Messenger RNA from Drosophila ananassae, 3119 nucleotides. Its product is annotated as pneumococcal serine-rich repeat protein. The transcript is spliced from 6 exons. Lineage: Eukaryota; Metazoa; Arthropoda; Insecta; Diptera; Drosophilidae. The record is from RefSeq and is a predicted model, not a curated record. The coding region runs from base 828 to 2702 and encodes 624 amino acids.